Messenger RNA from Triticum aestivum (bread wheat), 1150 nucleotides. RefSeq lists its product as uncharacterized. NCBI's taxonomy places the organism in Eukaryota, Viridiplantae, Streptophyta, Magnoliopsida, Poales, Poaceae. Bases 184 to 849 code for a protein of 221 amino acids. The transcript has a single exon. The record is from RefSeq and is a predicted model, not a curated record.
GAUACCGCUUGGCUUCUCUCCCAAGACACGGUAACAAAGCACAUUUCACCUCGCCGCCGGCCCGGCCCGUCCCGUCCCUAUAAAUUCCCCUCUCUCCCCUCCUUCCCCGUCUUAUUCUACAUCCACAUUCCACACCCAUCACGCUCGCGAAGCAGGAGGGAGAGAGACCGGCGAGCGGCGGCAAUGGCGAACGCGAAUCGGUGGUGGGCGGCAGCGAAUGUGGUGUCGCAAGCCUUCGCGCAAGCUGUCGGCAUCCCGGAAGAAGUCCUCAGGUCGAUCAACCUCGCCAUCGCCAAGCUCGAGGCGCGAGCCGGGUUGCUGCGCGCGAUCCGCGACGGCGCCACCCUCGAGGAGGCGACCGCAGGCUACGUCGAGCCGGGUCCCGCCGGGGUCCUCCCCGCCGCGCUCCUCGAGGACGCCCGGCGCGGCAUCAAGCGCCGCCGCUCGCUCCACGCCUUGGCCCGCGGCCUCCCCCUCUGCGCCCAUGCACUGGGCCGGGCACCCGACGCGGAGACGAGCCAGAGAUGGGAGAGCUGCAACGUCGCCGCGCUCACCUACGCCCGCCGCGCGCAGAUGAGGCUGCGCAACGCCGCGUCCUUCUACAUAGCGGCCAUGGACGCCAUCGACUUGGCCUCGGUGCUUCCGUUCGGAGCCCCGCUCCGCGUCGCCUGGAUGGGGGCGGCCGAGCGGCUCACGAGGCUUGCCGCCAGGGAGGCCACCAUGGCGCGCGACAACAUGGUCAUGAUGGGGCUAGCCGUUGCUCAGCAGGCCUGGAUCGCCAUGGCCAUGAUGGGGCCUGCGCCAGGCGCGCUCGGCGGAGGAAUCAACAACCAAGUCCAUCACCAGUAAGCCUCUGUUUCCAUUCCUUCCUGCAUUCCUGCGCCCCGGAGAGAGAUUUUCGCAAGAGCUUCUGUACGGUGUCGGUGUGUGGGACUCGAAACUCUUGAUGAGUUGGUGUGUCAGAUGAACACGUCUCCGCUUCUUCUAGUACUAUACGUACAUUGGUUGUUAAUAGUUGUAUAGAUUAGGUGAUUUGUGCUCUAGAAUGUCUGGCGUUCACCUGAUGCAAUCCGGUCUGUCCGCCGUCAGAUUCUCCGGCUGACCAAUGCAAUGCCAACGUGAACACGUGUACUUUGAAACUGUUGCUGCU